UCCCAAAACUCCCCACACCUUUCGACACUGAUACCGAACCUGAACAUGGAUACUCCUCCAUCUCAUUCCUCUUCCUCUGUCCUCCCACUCCCCAACCCCUCUUGGCCUCCUCUGCUAAAACCAAAACCUGUGAAUCUACCGCGUUUACCAAUGAUCCAGUUUACCAAAGCCAAGAAUGUCACGAUUAACCAAUAUUUCUUCAAAUGCUCCCCAAAAUCUACCCCUGCCACCUCUAACCCUACCGAAACCACUGCCUCCCCUGAUAAGCCCUAUCAUCCUUCACUUACUCAGAAACGAAGGAGAACCAUCCCUGGCGACUAUGAGGCUUCUAUCCUAUCCCUGAUCGACUCUGCCUUGGCCCGAUCAACCAACCCUAAUGGCCUCCUGAAACAGAUCUCGGACCACCUUCUUGCGAGAUAUGCACAACGGGACUCUCUGAAUACCUUGGUUGAGAACAGCCAUGCCACACAGCUCUACACUGGAUAUUCUGAGGUUGGGGAAAGGAAGGUGACGACAACACAAGACCGGGAAAAGUUGGUGAGGGCUACUCAAAGGGUCGUCGAAGGCAAGGAUUUUGCAAUGGAAAGUGGACGUUGUAUGGAGUGAUGCUGAAGAAAUUGGAAUGGUUUUUGAGAAGCAUGAACAAUUACUAACCUUAUGGGCAUAGACUCUAAUAUUACUAUAUUUAGAGAUGGAUAACCAUCCAAACCACCCCAAUUUUGUAUCAAAACAAACUAUAGAUAUAUGAGGGAACUCAAAUCCAUAGCCAUGGAGACUAUAUAACUAAGAAACAAUCCAUAUUUAAGUCGGAUAUAACGAAUAAUAUAUAUAACUCUUGUUAAUGUUUUA
Messenger RNA from Macadamia integrifolia, 849 nucleotides. RefSeq lists its product as uncharacterized. Lineage: Eukaryota; Viridiplantae; Streptophyta; Magnoliopsida; Proteales; Proteaceae. The record is from RefSeq and is a predicted model, not a curated record. The transcript has 2 exons. The coding region runs from base 46 to 606 and encodes 186 amino acids.